AUGACGGAUAAAACAACGCAAUCGCCCGUACUUGAGCCAAACAUUCACCUUAAAACUCUUGAGUCAAUGCUGGACGAUACAAAGCAGAAAAAACGUCACAAAAACAAAAAAUCGGACGGAUUAUAUGAAGGGGCGCUUGAAGGCUGGUCUCCUGCUGCUUCUCACGAGACAGAGACUAUUUCGUCCAUGGAAACGCUAAAUCUUGGCCCAAUCGCUGUCUCACUGGCUCCUAAAGUCCAUUCAACCAGUUCCAGUGACGAAAAAAACAAAAUAGUAUUAUCCAAAGCAGAAAGAAAAAAAUUAGCUGCUGAAGCUUUUGCGAAAGCUGGAGGUGUUCCAAAGAGAGAAAAGCUUAGUAAAAGUGAACGUCGUGCUCAACAAGAAGCCAAUCGAGAAAGUAAAAAAGAGACGGGUGUCAAGCCAAAGAAAUUGGAGAUGGUGGGACCUCCAGCAGUUACACCCAUGAACGUGAGAUUACAAUAUGAUGAUGCCAAAAAAAUUGCACGUCGUGCUAAAGCUGCCGUUGUGGUACGGACUCAAGCUCAGAAACAAGUGGAAAUGUUUUCCCAUUUGCCACAAUACGAACGUGAGAGCUCCUUGUCACUCAAUGUCGGGUUUUCCAAUAAAGAAGAAGUACAUGCAGCAGUAUUAUCACUUGGACUCAAGUACGCGGAAGGAAAAAUUUCCGGUAGUAAUGCACGUUGCAUUGCAAUGAUCACGGCAUUCCAUCAAGUGAUUGAAGACUACGUUACUCCACCUGAUAAACAAUUACGUCGUGAUUUGGAUAAACGUCUUCGUCCACUUAUUCAAUACCUUAUUGACUGCAGACCACAUGGUAUUGGCAUGGGGAAUGCUAUUCGUCGACUUCGACGUGUUGUAGGCUCAACCCCACCCGAAUUGAGCGAGGAAGAAGCAAAACGUCGAAUUCGUGACGAAAUGGAGGAUUAUGUGCAAAGUCGCAUCUUGUUGGCCUCACGUGCGGUAGCAAAGAACGCCCAGUCCAAGAUUAGCGCUGGCGAUGUCAUUCUUACCUAUGCGCGUGCAAACGUUGUGGAGAAUUUGCUGCUAGAUAUUGCCAAGUCGUCACCGGACAUUGCUGCCACGCUUCGUGUGAUUGUCGUAGACUCACGUCCACACUAUGAAGGACGUAAGCUUGUUAGUGUGCUGGCUGACGCGGGGCUACAGUGCUCGUACCUGCAAAUCAACGCGCUGUCGUACAUUAUGCGCGAAGUCACAAAGGUGUUCCUCGGUGCUGCUGCUUUUAUGAGUAACGGUGUGGCUGUGGCGCGUGUUGGCACGGCUUUGGUAGCGAUGACUGCUCAUGAGGCUAACGUACCGGUCCUGUUCUGCUGCGAGACUUACAAGUUCUCGGACCGGGUGCAGCUGGAUGCAAUUACUCACAACGAGCUAGGUGACCCCGAUGAGCUGGUGUCUUCAUACUGCACCGACAAGCCACGCUCGCGACGCCGAAAUGGUCGUAGCGCUCCUGACAACCAGUCCAGCAGUUCCUCGAGCGGUCACAUCCUCUCUGACUGGCGCGAUCUCUCGGACUUGAAACUGCUCAACCUAGUGUACGAUGUGACGCCGAUCGACGACGUCUCCAUGGUGGUCACGGAGCUGGGCAUGAUUCCUCCUACUUCCAUUCCUGCUGUGCUGCGUGAAUACUCUCGCGAUGGUCUCGUGGACGGAGCGCUCUAG
Peronospora farinosa is the source of this 1698-nucleotide messenger RNA. The record is from the annotation of a GenBank genome assembly. NCBI's taxonomy places the organism in Eukaryota, Oomycota, Peronosporomycetes, Peronosporales, Peronosporaceae.